GAGGUCGGUGUGUGGACGCCAUCUACAACUUGACGGUAUAAUCAAACGUGAAUUUUAAAGGUUUCUCUUCAAGUUAUGAGCAGAGUUAUACCUGUAAUACUGUCAUUUGCGCAGGCGGGUGCGCUUCGAUCCUACAUCUUAAAGAGAAGCUGUUUAUUUCUCCAAAACCCACGUAAUUACAUAUGAGUAAAUGUUAACGCUAGCCACAUUUUUAGUAACGAACAGUCAAUGACUUGACGAACCGUCCCCUUGUAGUUUAUCGGAAUCAGAUUAUUUCACCGCUCUGAGCUGCAGACUGGUGUUUUGGUGCUCUACCUGUGGACGGAGACCACCCCUAGGUUGCUUUGACCAGCUCCUUAUGUCUGAAGAUUCAAGCAGUGAUGAAGAAUGGUGUAUAUCCUCAAAAAGGCUGGCAAGUGUGCACACGGAGGCAAAAUGUUGGGAAUGUGGCAAAAAAUUCAGCAGCAUAACAAACCUGAUGUCACACUACAAAAGCCACGAUAUCAACGCCACCUGCCACAUCUGCAAGGUUAUGUUCCGACGCCUGACUUCACUUUCUACGCACCUAGAUAAUGCUCACUCGCCGCCCCUCUGCAAAAAGUGCCAUCAGUCUUUCAGUAAUGUGUGGGAAUUGAACAAGCAUGCUGAGAUACGUUGCACUGGCUCAGCGCAAUUUAAGGAAGCGCCCUCUUUGGUUUCUGCAGUCAGACACCACAGUCAGAACACUGACAUCUUUUCUAAUGAGGUGGCUGUACAGCAAAACACAAACUCAGUACCACAUGACUCAGUGUCAGAGUUGAGACCUCAACAAAGAAUUGAGAUGAAGCCUGAGAGACCUGAGACAUCUGAAAACAGCGUGGAGUAUAUUGUGGGUGAGGAUGAUAAUGACAUUGACAUGGAAAGUGACUGUGAGAAGGUAGAUGAUUCAACAAGCUCCGAAUCUGAUGAUGACGAUAAGACACUCUCUAAACCUACAAACUUGUGUCUAGAUGAUCCAGAAUCAGAUGCUGGCUCAAACUCAAGUUCAACUGAUCAUUCCAGUGACUCUUCUGAUAGUCUGCACUCUAAAAAACACCCUGCAACCCUUCCUAGUGUUAAUAGUUCCAUAUGUUCUGCGUGUGGUAGAGGGCCCUUUAGGUCAAUGAAGCUCCAUUUGCUGCACUGUAGUGGUGUAAGGGUAAAAUAUCAGUGUUCAAUGUGCAAAAAGCUUUUUCUAACUGAGACUGCUCUUAAUGAACACUACAUGCCUUUGUAUUCCUGUGACAUCUGUGGCCAGGUUUUCUCUCAAGAGAGUUCGUACCAUAACCACCAGUGUCCCAAGGAGAGCAAAUCACCUUUGGUCUUCUUUUGUUCUGAAACAAUGCCGAAAGCAUGCAACAUAUGCAAAUCCUUUUUCACUUCUGAGAAAACUUUGUUAAACCAUGUCACCAGAGUUCACACAUCAGUAGUCAGCACCAAAGUAUGCAUUAUUACCAAUCCAUCAGCGCUGACCGACGAAAACGUUUCACCUUUCGUCCAUGGCACAGCAGUCCAGUCAGCCAUCAGCAGUCCAUAUGUGGUUGACCAGAUCAGUAAUGGAAAGCUCCGUGUUGGCCAAACCUGUGAAGGGUCACUGUCCACUCUUGAGAAAUCUAGCCUUUCUCCUCUCUCGACCUCCUCGUCCCGCCCAGGCAGACCUCCUGCGUCUGUCAGACUGGGGAAAGACGGUGCCCUAGAUCAGCCAACCGACCAGCCACCAAGCCAUCUCUCCGGGCCUUUAUCUGCCCCUCCCGGUCCCACAGACACUGACACUCCAGCCACUACGAUCUCUGACCCUGCCUCCCCACCAGCGCCCACCAUUCUGGCCAUGUUUGAGAACGACAGCCAAGAUGUGGCUUUGAUGAAACGUAUGAACACAGGCUGGCGCUCCAAGGCCCCAUACCCCUGCAGGCAGUGUGGUGCCAUCUUGCGGCAGCCCUCCUUCAUGAUCAGCCACCGCUACCUCCACAGAGGACACCGCUCACACCAGUGCCAGUGCGGUCGAACUUUUAAGCACCGGCUGCACCUCCUGCGACACUGUGUUCAGCACGCUGAGGCCAUAAGCUACAUCUGCGUCAGCUGUGGGGAGACUUUCAUAGGAGCAAGACUCUUAGCUGAGCACAUGAAGGGCAAAUCACAGAAAAAGUGCCGUCCUUCUGGUCGCACGUGGAGACAGAAAGUGAAGAGAAAGUGCAGAAUGCCGUUUACAUGUGACUGUGGACAACUGUUUUUUAGGCCCUCUGCUUACAUAUGGCAUCAACUUCAAAACUGGACAAAAACUAAACAAUUGAGGAGGCCCCUGAAAUAACAAUAACAAAAAAGCAUCAAGAUGUCUAGUUUUUAGGUACCCUUCCCCAAUUUUGUGCAAACAAAGUGUUAAAUUAAAAGGGAUUUCUCAUACGCCAUCUGAUUGUCGCUACUUUAUUUGUGUGUUGUCAUGUGAUAAAAUCAAAGCAAAAAUCACAUACACAAUCAUUCUUAAUGGCUUUUAAUUAUAAGCAUGUUCUGGAUGGUUGUUAACAUGUUUUCACCAUGUGCAAAUGAUACAUAGUAAACGGUUAGAAUAAAUUCCUUGUAAGUUCUUUUGACAACAUAAUGCAAGUGCAAAUUAACCCACAAGGAACAUGUUUUCAGUAUUUGGAUUAAGUUAAAACACAUCAAAACUCCAGUUUAUCCUCGAGAGAAAGAGUUGGUCCAGUUUUGCAAAUGGUUGUCACAAAGUGCAUUUUUAUCAGUGAGGUUUUUUAUGGGGGUUUCUGAGUCCUCUUGUGUUCUGUUUUUUUUUCACUACCGCCUACACCACUACAAAUGUUAUGCUCCUGCGAGACAUUGGUAUUCAGGUUUAAAAUAGCAUAUAACUUUUGGUUACAUAAUUUUUAUGACUGUAAUAAUAACUGUCCUCAAUAUUGCAUUGUUUAAUUCAUGUCCACUAGAUGGAGCUGUUGGGUUGCUAAAAGAAGAGCUUACAAGAUAUCUUAGGCUCAAGUUCCAUUGUUUUGAGAACAGGUGUAAACUGUUAGAUGCUUUUCCUGCAUCAGAUGGUUACAACCUUAAAUGUCGACAUUAAUCUCUGAGUUUCAGUUGACAUCCGGUGCAAUCCCAAGGACUUACAGUUUGAAAUAAAGGCUAUACUUGAACUGAA
Lates calcarifer (barramundi perch) is the source of this 3160-nucleotide messenger RNA. Its product is annotated as zinc finger protein 160. NCBI's taxonomy places the organism in Eukaryota, Metazoa, Chordata, Actinopteri, Centropomidae. Gene Ontology annotation, molecular function: RNA polymerase II transcription regulatory region sequence-specific DNA binding; DNA-binding transcription factor activity, RNA polymerase II-specific. The transcript has 2 exons. The record is from RefSeq and is a predicted model, not a curated record. Gene Ontology annotation, cellular component: nucleus. Gene Ontology annotation, biological process: regulation of transcription by RNA polymerase II. The coding region runs from base 359 to 2326 and encodes 655 amino acids.